AUGUCAACUAUAAAUGAUACCAAUACGAAUUUAGUCUGUAUAUUAUCCGGAACUGCCCUAGCGUACACUUUGCACCAUGCGUACAAAUUUGAUGGGUGUAGAUGUCUGAUACCAAGGAAGAAAGAGUGGUUUAGAGCGUUACUCACUUGGAUGCUCCUUAUGUGUGAGAUAGGGAUGUUAAUUUGGGGUGCAGGAUGGGCUUACGUUAAAUAUCACCUGGGAUGGAUGUACAUACCCCAGAUGGGUACUAUGCCAGUACCUACUCAGAUGUAUACAGAGGAAUAUAAAGCUCUGAAUACACCUUUGACGAUAUGGGUUUGCACUUCAUUCUCUCUACAAGUGUCUCUCAACGCCGAAGAAGGCUUGUACUGGUAUCAUCUCAUGCGGGCUCUGCAUCGUCCUCGAACGGGUAAAAGCUGGUUCCGCUCUCCAUUCUUCUUCACAUGGAUAGGAAUCAGUAUGAUCACUCCCAUUGCUAUCAUAUGCACAGCCUGGAUAGGGUAUGAAAGUAUGGAGUCACAGAUGGGUAGGAUGUUCGUAGCUGGAGGUGCCAUUGAAGCUAUCGUUUGCGUGGCUGCUUCGACUGUGGUAUUCAAGUUCCCAAGGUUCCUCAAAGAUGUGAGAUUAUCGGGUGCAGGUCCAGAAGUCAGAUCGAGAUUACACUUUUAUCACCAAGCCAACAAAGUACGGACUUUCUUCAGGGCGCUCUUCACUAUCUGUGUCCUCACUUUAGGAAUAGAUGCUCUGACUAAAGAGAUGAAGAUCAACCUCAAUCAUAUCGCUGCUGACCUUUUACAUCAGUUGAGUUUCGGAUCUUACUUUUUCGCGAACAUAAUCUCAGUCAUGGUCUACCUCCCAAGGGACUACAACACCUCCGCCCACCCUCAACAAAUUAUGGUCGGACAACCUCCCGCAACCUCACCAUUCAAGUAUCCCGCUUCGCCCAAUAAGCAUAGGACGAGUCAGACGUUGAUGUCGUUAUUGAGAGAAGGUGGACAAUGGGACGAAGAGGAUGAUUUGAGGAUAGCACUAGCCAAGGGCGAUGGCUCGCCGGGGGAAUUGGGGUAUCAUACCCCUUGGCCUCAAGGUGGGGAUGAUGAGCUGGGAGUGUAUCAAGAUGGAAGAAAAGCUAGGAGGUUGACACCUUUGCAAAAUUGGACCACACCGUUUGGCAUCCCAUCGAAGCAAACGAAAGCUGGAUAUCCACUAAGUGAUGUGCAGAGAACGGACUUCUCACGGGCUUGA
Molecule: messenger RNA, 1245 nt
Organism: Kwoniella botswanensis
Lineage: Eukaryota; Fungi; Basidiomycota; Tremellomycetes; Tremellales; Cryptococcaceae
Exons: 12
Coding region: 1-1245 (414 amino acids)
Source: RefSeq, a predicted model, not a curated record